Messenger RNA from Nicotiana tabacum (common tobacco), 1586 nucleotides. RefSeq names its product actin-101. Lineage: Eukaryota; Viridiplantae; Streptophyta; Magnoliopsida; Solanales; Solanaceae. The record is from RefSeq and is a predicted model, not a curated record.
UAUAUACCAAACUGCUGCCUUUGAAUACAGAAAACCACGUAUAUUCCCAUUCUUCAUUUUCAACGACACUCCUUAAACCCUUCCUCUUCUCUACUUCUCCUAAGCUCCAACGUGAUCUUCAACUGGUUUUAAAAGAUGGCUGACUCAGAAGAUAUUCAACCCCUUGUCUGUGAUAACGGAACAGGAAUGGUUAAGGCUGGAUUUGCUGGUGAUGAUGCUCCAAGGGCUGUUUUUCCUAGUAUUGUUGGUCGACCUCGACACACUGGUGUUAUGGUCGGGAUGGGUCAAAAGGAUGCAUAUGUUGGUGAUGAAGCUCAGUCAAAAAGAGGUAUUCUCACCUUAAAGUAUCCCAUUGAGCAUGGAAUAGUAAGCAACUGGGACGAUAUGGAGAAGAUUUGGCAUCAUACAUUUUACAAUGAGUUGCGUGUUUCUCCUGAAGAGCAUCCCGUGCUACUUACUGAAGCACCCUUGAACCCCAAGGCCAAUAGAGAAAAGAUGACACAGAUCAUGUUUGAGACUUUCAAUGUGCCUGCCAUGUAUGUUGCUAUUCAAGCUGUGUUGUCCCUAUACGCCAGUGGCCGUACAACAGGUAUUGUACUGGAUUCUGGUGAUGGUGUCUCACAUACAGUACCAAUCUAUGAAGGUUACGCCCUUCCUCAUGCAAUUCUUCGAUUGGAUCUAGCUGGUCGUGACCUUACUGAUUGUUUGAUGAAAAUCUUGACCGAAAGAGGUUAUUCAUUCACCACUAGCGCUGAACGGGAAAUUGUCCGCGAUGUUAAAGAGAAACUAGCAUAUGUUGCACUUGACUAUGAGCAAGAAUUGGAGACUGCAAAGAGUAGCUCUUCUGUUGAAAAAAGCUAUGAGUUACCAGAUGGGCAGGUGAUUACCAUUGGCUCAGAGAGGUUCAGAUGUCCAGAAGUUUUAUUCCAGCCAUCACUUGUUGGAAUGGAAGCUGCUGGAAUCCACGAAACGACUUACAAUUCCAUCAUGAAGUGCGAUGUAGAUAUCAGAAAGGAUCUUUAUGGAAACGUCGUCCUCAGUGGUGGAACAACAAUGUUUCCUGGUAUUGCAGAUCGCAUGAGCAAGGAGAUUACUGCUCUUGCUCCCAGCAGCAUGAAGAUCAAGGUGGUGGCGCCUCCUGAACGCAAGUACAGUGUCUGGAUUGGAGGAUCUAUCUUAGCUUCUCUCAGCACCUUCCAACAGAUGUGGAUAACAAAAGGUGAAUAUGAUGAAUCUGGUCCUUCCAUUGUUCACCGGAAAUGCUUCUAAGUUGAUAGAGGGAGGAGCUCAUCUGCUCAUUAUCUGCUUCAACAGUUUGGUUGGAGUUCUGGUCAGGCUUUGUUAAAGUUGAAUGUUUUGAGUUCAUAAAGAUGAAGAUUAAGUAAUGUAUAAUAGGGUGUAAGCUUUUAAACUGUACCCUGGUUUUCUUAAUGUCAUUUGAGUCUUAGUGUUACUAUUGUUUUUGAUGUUAGAGGUUAUCUUUUUACACUCCGCUUUUAAUCUUCAUGUUAUUCUGGAUUUUGAUUCCUGUGUAUAUUCUUAUACUGAGUAAUGUCAAUUCAUGGCUGGCUUUGAAAUCUUUGGUA